This is a messenger RNA of Penicillium manginii, 348 nucleotides long. RefSeq lists its product as uncharacterized. The coding region runs from base 1 to 348 and encodes 115 amino acids. Lineage: Eukaryota; Fungi; Ascomycota; Eurotiomycetes; Eurotiales; Aspergillaceae. The transcript has a single exon. The record is from RefSeq and is a predicted model, not a curated record.
AUGCAAUUUUGCAAACUCUCCCUCCUAGGCUUCCUGUGUGUUGUCGAAAUAACCGCAGCGCCUGUCUCGAAACACGACAUGCUUAUGAAUUGCAUGAACAAGGAGUUGGACAAUAUGAACAACGAAUAUCAAUUGAGUCCUGACGACAUGGGCAAGUUGAAACGGGUCAUGGAUAAGAAAAUCAUGCAAUUAUCCUUCGAUGAACCUGCAGAAUCAGAACAGGGAAAGCGACCAGGUGCAGCAACGAUGGCUCACAAAGCCAUGCCAGAGGCUCCACCCGAGACAAUCGAUAGAAUACUGGGUAGCCUCGCAAAAUCUAGCAUGCAUUGCGCAAAGGGCCUGCAAUAA